CAUCACAUCAUCAAGAAACCUUGUACAAGUUUUCUUAUGUGUUAAGAGAAGAAAACCAAGUGUUGUUGUAAACAGAUUCUGAUCUGUUAUAUUAUAUAUAUACUUGGUUAGGGAAGGAUUCUGAUUGUGAGUUACAUUCAGUUAUCUUUAAUAAAACUAGAGGAAAAGAAAGUUUGUGGUGAGAAAACUCAUCCUUCUUCCAUUGAUGAGUAGUGAAGUUACUACUGCAUCAUAAAAGCUUCAAUGGGUUCAGUGCAUGCAUGGAUUUCCUUGAAAAUCAUUCAAGAAUUGAACAUCAGAGACAAAAAAAGGCUACUGGGGUGACAUUCAUGGGGCUUCAUGGAUGGUGGCAAGUUACGUUGGUAAUUGUGUGUUUGUUUUCAUCAUCUCUUGUUGAAGGUUUGAAGACUUAUUCUGAUCGUAAAUCACUGGAUUCCUUUCUUCGCAUGCAAGCAAAUGAAGAGAUAAAAAAUCCUAAAACAGGUGUUCUCUACAAUGUUUCCCUUCCUUCCAACUUAACAGGUAUGGAAGUUUCAGUCGUUAGAUUGCGCAGUUUUUCUUUAUGGUCAAGAGGAAUGAACUACAGUUUCUUCAACCUUCCGCCACGGAUUAUGUCUCGGCCAAGCCAGAAAAGAAUAACCAUUUUGUACGAAAACUUAGGCAAUUGUUCUUCUCAUUACUACAAUGUACCUAACCACACAAUGGUGGCUCCAGUUUUUGGUAUCAUGGCUUACAGUUCUUCAGAAUCAGCAUUGGUGGAUGAGAAGAUUAACUUUACCAUUCAUGGUGAUCCCAUCAAAAUUUGGUUUCCUCUUGCCGAUGAACGUGGGAGAAAUCACACUCCUCUUUGUGCUAAGUUUACUGAUAAUGGGUUGGUGAAAUUCAAGAACAUGACUAAGCCAUAUGUUUGUGAAGUACACAGACAAGGACAUUACACUCUUGUAAUUCCAUCAUUUCCUUUUCCAGAUGAACUUCAUACUCACAGUCAUGGCAGGAGAUUUACCACAUGGUGGGUGUUGGGGUUUGCAAUAGGUUUCAUUGGGUUGGUUGUUUUGGGUUUGAUCUUGUUAGCUUUGGUUAUGGAGGUCAAGAAGAGAAAAAUAAGAAAAAUGGAGAAAAAUUCAGCUGGGGAAGAGCUUUUUGACACAUUUUGGAUUGGAGAAACUAAAUUACCAUUAGCUUCAUCGAUUAGAACACAACCAAUCCUUGAGAAUUAAAAUGUACA
This is a messenger RNA of Vigna umbellata (rice bean), 1225 nucleotides long. RefSeq lists its product as uncharacterized. Lineage: Eukaryota; Viridiplantae; Streptophyta; Magnoliopsida; Fabales; Fabaceae. Gene Ontology annotation, cellular component: membrane. The record is from RefSeq and is a predicted model, not a curated record.